Ictalurus furcatus (blue catfish) is the source of this 12578-nucleotide messenger RNA. RefSeq names its product calcium channel, voltage-dependent, N type, alpha 1B subunit, b (gene cacna1bb). NCBI's taxonomy places the organism in Eukaryota, Metazoa, Chordata, Actinopteri, Siluriformes, Ictaluridae. Gene Ontology annotation, cellular component: neuronal cell body; membrane; voltage-gated calcium channel complex. The coding region runs from base 4496 to 11233 and encodes 2245 amino acids. The transcript is spliced from 47 exons. The record is from RefSeq and is a predicted model, not a curated record. Gene Ontology annotation, molecular function: high voltage-gated calcium channel activity. Gene Ontology annotation, biological process: chemical synaptic transmission; calcium ion import across plasma membrane.
UAUGCUAACAAUGCAAUUUUUCUCUAGCCUACACAAUUAGGCGGCGCCAUCUCUUAAUUUACUCUUUCCCUCAAUUUUCCAACCCACCAAUUUUCUGGAAACCUAGACACACCACUGAAUAGGAUGCAGGUGAAGCAAAUCAUCUAUAAGGAGAUGAUGUGGAGGAAAGGUAGCAAGGUUUAAUGCUGUUCCAACCUUUAUGUACUGAAUGUCCAUGCCCCUGACGAACACGUCUGUAACCACACCCACAAUCUGGUUGAACCAAUCAGAGACGUUCUUCCAUUAGCCUGCUUCAGGAAUUUUUUUAUGCUUAUGCUUAUGCUCGCGAGAAACACGCACACACACACACACACACGUCUUCAUCAACAUCAUCAUCAUCACCAAAGCUGACCCCCUCAGCGGAGAAAAGUCAUGACGUUGCUUCAGAGAUCGCGCGCGCUUAUAGGAAGCAUCAAUUAGGCGUCAUAGUGUACUUAAGGAGCAGCGCGCGCUGCACUGCACACAUCACGCGCGUCUUUGUGCAAGAAAAAGACACGCUGGACGUUUUUUUUUCUCUCUCUCUGACCGAAUGCGUUCAAUAGGCAACAGGGAAAUAGAUAGAUUUCCCUUUUUGGAAGAAUUUUGUUUUCGCCUUUUGUUUAUUUAUUAUUAUUUAUUUUUUUUGCAUUGUCAGAUCUCUGAUAUGACGCGCGAGAGGUGACUACGUGUCGGUUCAGCGAGCUCUCCGCGCGGGUAUAACGUGUGGCACGGAUUGGAUGUUGGGUAUCAUUUGACGCGCUCUUUACGCGGAUUAUAUUUGCAUGCUAAGUUUUUUUGUGUGCGUGUGUGUGUCAGUUUUCCAUACCUAGGAUGGAGUGAGAGGAGACAGCACGCGAGGUAGGAAGAGCAAAUCAGAUCAAGCUCGAUCAACUGUGAUCAAGCGCACGCGGCAUUUCAAUUUUAUUUUAUUUUUUUUGCAUUCAUUUUGAACCAAAAUUUUUUUUUUUUUUUUUUUUUUUUAAAGCCCAGUGAUGGAGAGUGUGAGUCAGAGAGAGCGGGAGGACUGUAAUGUCUUUGAUGGUUGUUGAUUCCGAUGCCAGUUACCUGUUGGAUAUACCCGCAUGUCUAGGAUGGCUCGCUUCGGAGAUGAUGCGUCAGGGCGCUAUGGAGCUGCGCCGGGCGCGGGGAGAGGAGGCGCGCGGCCGGGAGGCGCUCCGAGGCUCUACAAGCAGUCGAUGGCUCAGAGAGCCCGGACCAUGGCUUUGUAUAACCCUAAGCAGACUAAGCAGAACUGUUUCACCGUCAACCGCUCGCUGUUCAUCUUCAGCGAGGACAACGUGAUCCGGAAAUACGCCAAGAGGAUCACCGAGUGGCCAUAUCCUCUCCCAUCAAGCCUGGCUCUGGAAAGUUGAUUAGAUAACCGUCUAAUUGCACUCUCAGAAAUUUCCCUGUAGCUCUGCUGGUACCAUGGUUUUGUUUUUGUUUUUUUACCUGUGGUAGGCUACUUAGGAAGGUGUACAGUAUGUAGUGUACUUUGGAUUAGCUUUUAGAAUAAAGCUUUAAAGGUACAUCAGUGGCCCUUAUAUAAUUAUGUACAUUAUUUAUUUUUUUUAAAGACAUAAUGAUACACACUUAAGCUGUGCCCUUAAUGGUACCACCCUAGCCACAAGGAAAAUGACAGUUUGGUACCGUCUUUUCUAUCGCGUAUACAAUUGCAUAUCCACAAAACUAUUGGCAAGAGAUUUAGAGACACUUACUUCAUACACAUGUUUAGGUUCACUUUUAUACACCAGUGGUUAUUUCAUUCAUUCUGCACUUUUCGUGCUUUAAUUUUUGUCUUUUUGGUGUGCACCAAGUGUGAAAUAUGUGACACUAAGGCAUACGCUAUUUCUAGAUCAACUUUAUAGGUCUAAAAGAGUUUUAAUUCUACAGAACAAAAAGGUACUAACCAUUCUUAACAUUCCUUGUCAUUGGGACUGUUCCCUGAAGCAUAGACUGGUGCAUGUAACCUAGUGUAUCUUUUAACACUAUGUACCUUAAAAUCGUUUUUAAAUGGUACACUCUAUCCAUGUGGUAUGUGAGUGUGCCCUGCGAUGGAUUGGCACCCUGUCCAGGGUGUACCCCGCCUUGUGCCCGAUGCUCCCUGGGAUAGGCUCCAGGUUUCCCCGUGACCCUGAAAAGGAUAAAGCGGUAUAGAAGAUGGAUAGAUGGAUGGAUGGAUGGACUCUAUCCAUGUUUCCAAGUUAAAGACGCAUAUUAAAUGUACAAAAAAUGACCACAGCAGGAACAAGGAAAAGUACAGGUUAAUACCCUUUUCUGAGACUCUAGGCUUUCGUCUUUGUCCCCUCAGGGUGUGUUACAAUUUGUACAUGAGACCUACAUGAAAAUAUAGCUUAUAUGAUAAUCUAGUCAGAGUAAAAUUAAGCAUAAUAAUAUGAAGAAGAAAAUGAAAGCAUGAAUGCAGACCCCGUGUAUAGCCUAUUAAAAAGCUUGUCUUUACCCCAUGCACUGCAUAAUUUAUGGUACUAUUUAGUAAAGUAGUAUGCAAGUGUGGGCGUAGCCAUGGUUACAGCAUGUCCACACAGUUGUAGGCAGCCGCAAAAAAACAAACAGCUGCACUCAUGAUUUACACCUGAUUUACACCAGGAAGUGAUUUUACCCGGAUAUUAGAGGAGUCCAAGUAAAAGUAGCACAAAGCAACAAUCCUUUCAUCCUGAUAGAUUUAAGUUGCUUUACUCAGAAGGUGCUAAGUGAAAUAUUAUUGGUGUGUAUACCUAGCUUUUUAAAGUCCAGGAGAUAAUGGAGACUGUUGGUGCUGGUUGUUGGGGCCGGAUUUGCGCCACACUUAUUGCUAAAUUACUAAAUUAUUUGCUUCACUCACUCAAGCGCCAUUGGGUUUGUUUCUCUGGAAAGGUGCUUUCCAUGGUACUGAAAUAUGCAGCUUGCAAGACAAGAAGCCAUGACGGGAAGUCAGUUAGGUGGACGGAUAGAUGGGUGUAUCUGCACUUUAAAAGCACUCUUCUCCAGAUCCUUUGGAAAAUCUCUUUGCCUUUUUUUUUUUUUUUCCGGAUGUGCUUGUUUUACCACAUCAAAUUCCUCAUUUCUAUUACUGUUUGCAUUUCACUGAACGCAUGUUGGACGGCCUGGUGGUUGCCACCUCACAGCUCCUUGGUUUGAUCCUGAGCUCCUGUUACUGUCUGUAUGGAGUUUUUCAUGUUCUCCUCACAUCCGUUUGGGCGUCCUCUGGGUUCUCUGGUUUCCUAGCGACUCCCAAAAACAUGCAUGUAGAAGGAUUGGCUAUGCUAAAUUGCCCAUAGGUCUGAAUGAGUGAUUGUGUGUCCCAAUGGAAAUCCCAUCCAAGGUGUAUUCCAACCUCAUGGCCAACGUUCCCGGGUUAGACUUUGGAUCCACACCCUGACCAGGAUAAUGCAGAAGACUGACUGACUGACUGACUGACCGACUGAAUGAAUGAACAAUUGAAUUCACAUUUCUGAAACAAUCUGGUUGCUACUUUUUUAACUCAAAAAAACAACAACAUAUGAAAUAGUAUCAUAUGAAUCAAAACGCAAUAUUCAGCCUGCGUGACUGGUGUGUGCCAUAGUAUUAGAUUUGCUACAACCCUAAAAACGCCCAAGGGAACAUCAAUUUAUGUAUGAAGUUUCAUUUCCUUAUAAUAUAGACAUUAUACUGUCUGUGCCUUCUCAAAACCCAUGAUGCAGCUAGCAUUGGACACACAAUUGGUCACAGAAAUAAAAUGACAGCCUUUUCUGAAACUGUACAGGCAGUGAAGUGAGCAAGUUUAUAUCAGGAAUAAAACUCGAUGGGGUAUGAUAUUAUAGGAGAUAAACAAGGGCAGGGUGAAAUGAUGCGGCCUGACAUGAAGCGUCGUUGAUCAUUUUCCAGUAACAGCAAGCAUUGAAGUGUUUUAUUCCUCUCAUACCACAUCAAUGGAGCAAGCAUGGAAAAUGAAUGGAUUGAAAUGAGUAGAAUGGAUCUUAGUCCUGGGAAGAACCAAAAUAUCCAACUGUCUACAACCCAACACAAUGUUUGUAAGGUAAUGUGGUUUGACAGGUAAUAAGGUUUGCGUGCAUCUUAACUAUCAUCCUAAGCACUUAAUUACAGAAUGUGCACUCAAUUAUCGAAGUCCUGACUCCCAACAGUUGUGUCGACGUCUGUAUGUAUUUUCAUCUAGGCAGGCUGAGAUAUACACAGUAGCCAAUUUACAGGAUUAUGUAUUAUGUAUGUAUUUAUAUGUAUUAAUAUGUAUUAAUUUACUCUGACCAGGUAUAUCAUCUUGAAUGAUCAGGAAAGGCUGUCAAGUGACAGAACACUAUCUUAUAUAUAGAAUUUCAAAGUGGAUUAUGUAGUAUGCACUGAUUUGUUAUCUCUUAUUACUAUACAAAAAGACACCAUGUACAACGUACACUUUUAUUCCGUCCUUCGAUUCAGGCACCUGCUCACCACCUGGCGAUGGUUAAAGUAAUCAAAUAUUGACUGUGCACACACAGAGCAGCGCAUGGUGUCAAUGCUCAAAACCGACUGUCAUGAUUGUCCAGGGUGCUUAUAUUAUCACAGAUUAUUUUUCUUGGAUAUAUAUGUAAUGUUUUAUCUGUGCAAUGGCUGUGCCGAUGUUUUCCUUGACCUACACACUCCAUUUGAAUACAUGAUCCUUGCGACCAUCAUUGCCAACUGUAUUGUACUGGCACUGGAGCAACAUCUGCCAGCUUAUGACAAGACGCCCAUGUCAGUACGACUGGACGACACAGAGCACUACUUUAUCGGGAUAUUCUGUUUCGAGGCUGGCAUUAAGAUCAUCGCCCUUGGCUUUGUCUUUCACAAAGGCUCCUACCUUCGCAACGGCUGGAACGUAAUGGACUUCGUGGUUGUCCUCACCGGGAUUUUGGCCAAGGUGGGUUCAGACUUUGACCUGAGGACGUUGCGGGCCGUGCGAGUGCUGAGACCUCUCAAACUGGUGUCAGGAAUUCCUAGUCUACAGGUGGUGUUGAAGUCCAUAAUGAAGGCCAUGGUUCCUCUGCUGCAGAUCGGCCUGCUGCUCUUCUUUGCCAUUGUCAUGUUCGCCAUUAUAGGAGUGGAGCUCUACAUGGGCAAGUUUCAGAAGACCUGCUUCAAAAACGGGACAGAAGAGCUGGCAGCAGAUCACCCAUGUGGCUCGGAGCUUUCAUCUAGGCAGUGUCCCAAUGGCACGGAGUGUAAGAAAGGCAGUGCGUGGAAAGGACCGAACCACGGAAUCACUAACUUUGACAACAUCUUGUUCGCCAUACUUACCGUCUUCCAGUGCAUCACCAUGGAAGGAUGGACCGAUAUUCUUUACGAUACCAAUGACGCCUUGGGCAACGCGUGGAACUGGAUGUACUUCAUCCCCCUCAUCAUCAUCGGCUCCUUCUUCAUGCUCAACCUGGUUCUCGGCGUCUUAUCGGGAGAGUUUGCCAAAGAAAGAGAGCGUGUAGAGAAGAGACAGGAGUUUCUGAAGCUACGCAGGCAACAACAAAUUGAGAGAGAGUUGACUGGCUACCUGGAGUGGAUCUGUAAGGCAGAGGAGGUGCUGCUGGCUGAGGAAGAUCAGAACGCAGAAGAGAAAUCUCCACUGGAUGGAGCGUGGUACAAGAGGAAACAGAACAACCCAGUGCUGAAAAGAGCCAAGGUCAAGAAGGGGAAGAAUGACCUCAUCGGUGCCGAGGAGGCGCCCCCUGGUUCUCCCUUUGCCCGAGCCAGCGUGAAAAGCAGCAAGAACGACAGCUCGUCGUACUUCCGUCGCAAAGAGAAACGAGUGCGCUUCUUCAUUCGCCGCAUGGUGAAAGCCCAAAGCUUCUACUGGAUUGUGUUGUGUAUAGUGGGCUUGAACACGCUGUGCGUGGCCAUCGUUCACUACGAUCAGCCUGAGGGGCUCACCCAAGCACUGUACCUGACCGAGUUUGUGUUCCUGGGACUGUUUCUAUCUGAGAUGACUCUGAAGAUGUACGGCUUGGGGCCCCGGAACUACUUUCACUCCUCAUUCAACUGCUUUGACUUUGGGGUCAUCAUAGGGAGUAUAUUUGAGGUGGUGUGGGCAGUCAUCCAACCAGGAGCCUCUUUCGGUAUUAGCGUCUUGAGGGCUCUGCGCUUGCUCCGAAUAUUUAAAGUGACCAAGUAUUGGAACUCUUUGAGGAAUCUGGUGGUGUCUCUGCUCAACUCAAUGAAAUCCAUCAUCAGCUUGCUGUUCCUCCUCUUCCUCUUCAUUGUGGUUUUUGCCUUGCUGGGCAUGCAGAUCUUUGGAGGACAGUUUAAUUUUGAUGACGAAACACCCACUACAAAUUUUGACAACUUCCCCGCAGCCAUAAUGACCGUCUUCCAGAUUUUGACAGGAGAAGACUGGAAUGCAGUGAUGUAUCAUGGGAUUGUCUCUCAGGGCGGCGUCCCAUUUGGGAUGUUCUCCUCCGUUUACUUUAUCAUUCUUACUCUCUUUGGAAACUACACUCUUCUUAAUGUAUUCUUGGCUAUCGCUGUCGAUAACCUUGCCAAUGCUCAGGAGCUGACGAAGGACGAGGAGGAGCAAGAGGAGGCAGCCAAAAAGAGCAUCGCACUGCAGAAGGCCAUGGAGGUGAAGGAGGUCAGCCCGAUGUCAGCAGCUAACAUUUCCAUCGCAGCUUUUGUAAAGCAAAAUCGAGAUGUGCUCUCUCGCAGCUCUUCCGUCAGCAGCGUUCACUCACUCAAGGAGCAGCAGCGCUCUCUGCAGAAGAUGUCUAUCUGGGAGCAGCGAACUUCGCAACUACGUCGCCACAACUUACGCAACAGCAGUGAAGCACUCUUCAACGAGCUGGAGCCUGAGGAUCGGCUGCGCAUGUCCUCAGCGCUACACCUGCAGCCUGACAUGAAGGCGCACCACGAUCGGCCCUUGCUGGUGGAGAAAUCGCACCCUCCGGAGGGCAGGGACACCCCGGAGGAGGCACUUCCACACAAACACCACCGGUGCCGUGGAGAGAAUGGUGACGCAGGAGAAGGACGCCGCCAUCGGCACCACCGCAGUGGUGAACACAGAGGGCAUCAGGAUGGAGCACACAGGAACCAGGCGGAGGAUGGCGAUGAUGAUAGGGAGCACCGUCACCACCAUUCUCAACGGUCAAGAGAGACUGAUGGUGAUGGCAGUAAUGGAGUGAAAGGAGAGCGAAAUCCGAGAGGGCACAGAGAGGGUGAAACAGGGAAUGGUGAGAGGAGGAGACACAGGCCUCGCGUCAAAACCCAAACCACAUUUGACAAGGAGGAGAGCAGGGACAACAAAGAGAGAGAUACACCAAGCCACAGGGACAGGCUUACGGAUGCAGAGGGUGAUGGUUUGAGUUCAAGUCCUGCACCAUCUCCUACUGAGAGACAAGAGGACUCAGAUAACCUAAAAAACAGCACCAAGGCUAAAUCAACUGCAGUCAGCAUCCCUGUUACCAUCACUGCCCCACCAGGAGACACCACCAUCAUUCCCAUGAACAACAUAGAUGGUGAGAGCUUGCUCCUGAAUGAGGAAAAGAUGGAGCUGGAUGAGCUGAAUCAGAAUGCUCCCAAACACAUUUUACCCUACAGCUCCAUGUUUGUGUUUGGUCAGUCCAAUCCUGUCCGGAGGUUGUGUCACUACGUGGUGAACAUGCGUUACUUUGAGAUGUGCAUUCUUGUGGUGAUUACCAUGAGCAGCAUCGCACUGGCUGCAGAAGACCCUGUGAAUGCUGGUGCUUUUCGGAAUAACGUGCUAAAAUAUUUAGAUUACAUCUUCACUGGUGUGUUCACAUUUGAAAUGGUGAUAAAGAUGAUUGACCUCGGGCUGCUUCUACACCCGGGCUCGUACUUCAGAGACCUGUGGAAUAUUCUCGACUUCAUUGUGGUCAGCGGUGCCCUGGUGGCUUUUGCCUGCUCAGGCACCAAAGGCAAGGACAUCAACACCAUCAAGUCCCUCAGGGUCCUCCGAGUGCUCCGACCUCUGAAGACCAUCAAAAGGCUACCUAAACUCAAGGCGGUGUUUGACUGCGUGGUGAACUCUCUGAAGAACGUCCUCAACAUUCUCAUUGUCUACAUCCUCUUCAUGUUCAUCUUUGCCGUUAUUGCCGUGCAGCUCUUCAAGGGAAGGUUCUUCUACUGCACAGACGAAUCCAAAGCCUUUGAGAAGGAGUGCAGGGGUCAGUUUCUGGAUUACGACGGAGACAAGGUGGAAGCCAAGGCACGUGAAUGGAAAAAGUACGAUUUUCACUAUGACAACGUGCUGUGGGCUUUCCUCACUCUCUUCACCGUUUCCACAGGAGAGGGUUGGCCUACGGUGCUGAAACACUCUGUAGAUGCCACGUAUGAAGACCAAGGUCCAAGCCCAGGCUACCGCAUGGAGACAUCCAUCUUUUAUGUGGUCUACUUUGUGGUCUUCCCGUUUUUCUUCGUCAACAUUUUCGUCGCCUUGAUCAUCAUCACGUUCCAGGAGCAAGGGGACAAAGCCAUGUCUGAGUGCAGCUUGGAGAAGAAUGAGCGGGCGUGCAUUGACUUUGCCAUUAAUGCCAAGCCCCUGACUCGCUACAUGCCCCAGGAUAAGCAGUCCUUCCAGUACAAGAUGUGGAAGUUCGUGGUUUCAACGCCGUUUGAAUAUUCCAUCCUGACUAUGAUUGCAAUCAAUACUGUGGUGCUCAUGAUGAAGUUCUAUACCGAAUCGAAGGCUUAUGAGGACAUGCUGAAGUGGCUGAACAUCAUCUUCACUGCCCUUUUCACCCUGGAAUGUAUCCUAAAGAUCAUCGCUUUUGGGCUGCUGAACUAUCUGAGGGAAGCCUGGAACAUAUUCGACUUUGUAACAGUACUGGGCAGUAUCACGGACAUCCUGUUUACUGAAAUUAAGCAGAACAAGCUGAUUAACCUUAGCUUUCUGAGGCUGUUUCGAGCGGCUCGACUCAUCAAGCUCCUGAGGCAAGGCUACACCAUCCGUAUCCUGCUCUGGACCUUUGUCCAGUCUUUUAAGGCACUGCCCUAUGUGUGUCUGCUCAUUGCCAUGCUCUUCUUUAUCUACGCCAUCAUUGGGAUGCAGGUGUUUGGAAACAUUGAGUUGAAUGACGAAUCAGCAAUCAACCAACACAACAACUUCCAGACCUUCUUUCAGGCACUCAUGCUACUCUUCAGGAGCGCCACGGGUGAGGCGUGGCAUGAGAUUAUGCUGUCGUGUUUGGGUGGCAAGAAAUGCGACAAGCUCUCAGGCUCCAAUGACAAUGGGUGUGGCAGUGAUUUUGCGUACUUCUAUUUCGUCUCCUUCAUCUUCCUGUGCUCCUUCCUGAUGCUGAAUUUGUUCGUGGCUGUCAUCAUGGACAACUUUGAGUACUUGACACGAGAUGCUUCCAUCCUCGGACCUCACCAUCUGGACGAGUUCAUCCGCGUCUGGGCAGAUUACGACCCUGCUGCCUGUGGGCGCAUAUCCUACCUCGAUAUGUACGAAAUGCUACGUCACAUGUCCCCUCCGCUAGGUUUGGGAAAGAAAUGUCCAUCGCGAGUUGCCUACAAGCGCUUGGUGAGGAUGAACAUGCCCAUUGCUGAUGACAACACAGUCCACUUCACGUCCACUUUGAUGGCUCUCAUCCGCACCGCCCUGGAUAUCAAACUGGCAUCAGGUGUUCUUGCCCAGCGUCUCUGUGAUAUUCACUUGAGGAGGGAGAUUAAUAAAGUGUGGCCCAGCCUGCCAUCAAAAACUGUGGACUUGCUGGUAACACCUCAUAAACAUAAGGAGUUGACGGUUGGGAAGGUGUAUGCUGCGCUCAUGAUCUUUGAUUACUACAAGCAGAACCGGGCCAAAAGACUCCAGGAGCAGCAGCCCACUUCAGGCGCACUGAGUAAAAUGGGGUCUCUCUUCAAGCCCAUGUUGCCCCUCACCCACAUACACGAACACGAAGAGCCAUCAUUCAAGAGUGCCAAACUGCCACCUCCUUCUCAAACCGAUUCAUCUCCACAUCCCGAGUUCCCGCCCACAACCCCAUUCAUGACCAAUGGAGAGCCAGUAAAAAGCAGUACCAUGAUGAAUUCACCUUCAGCAGAGACUCUUCAGAAGGGCAGGAAUUCCAUCCAUUCAGAAGAUGUGCCAAAAACUGAAUCUCAGGAAUUAGUAGAGAUGACGGAUAUGGAGAAUAAUUCUGAUGUAGGGGGCUUCUCCACACUGGAGGGCCACGGGAGGGCAGCUUCAAUGCCCAGACUUAGUGCAGGCUUCCAGCGGAGCCAGUUGCGCCACACCACCGGGAUAUACCUAGCACCCAUCAUGGACGGCAGUCCCAUGCGGCGCUCAGCCUCCUCUUUGGCUUCGCAGAGAGGAGGGACAGAGUUGAAUUUGAGGGAAUAUGCAUUGGAGCGGCCCCCAGCGGUACAGACUCAGGAGAAAGAGCGAGACAGAGCGCACCAACAUCAUCAUCAUCAUCGAUGUCACCGCCGCAGAGACAAGAAGCAUAAAUCCCUGGACCGAGCUAUCAGUGAGGAACAGCCUGGCUCUGUGGACACAACGGCGGAUCUGAGCAAUGAGCCACGGGAACGGGCGCGCGAACGGGAGCGGGACCGAGGUCGCUCUCAUGAGAGGAAGCACCAGUCGUCCUUGGCCACUGACAGAAAGCAGCGUUACUAUUCCUGCGAUCGCUAUGGAACCAUAGAGCACUGUCACAGCCGAUCACCUGGGCCAAGCAGAUCUACAUCACCAGGAGAUCCACAAGAACCCAACAGAUUCAAAACGCAGGGCGUUAACUCCGCUAAGGGCAGCCCGGUGGUCUUCACCUCAGGCUCCAGUACACCGUGUCGUGGAAGGAGACAGCUCCCUCAGACGCCACUCACCCCAAGGCCUGCAGUGUCCUUUAAGUCUACCAGCUCCUCCACACUGCAGAUGGCAGCCACCCGCUCAUCCAGACCAGUCCCCACCUACCUAAGCCGAGGACAGUCGGAGCACGACGCCCUGCUCGGCAUCACUCACCAACCAUCUCCUGUGCCUGUCACUCGGAUCGGAUCUGACCCCAACCUCGGCCCCUUGCAGCGAGACCCCCACCUGUCAGAGGCCGAAGAUUUCCACGAUGCUUUGAGCACCUACAGCUCAGGACGUUUUCCAAGGACAGUCUCUGCCACCCAUUCAUCCACUGGGGUGGUGCCGUCCAUGCUUCAGCAGAGCCGGAGUGGAGUGCCAAACGGGUACCACUUCACCCUGGGCGUUAGUACAUCUCUGGGCUCCAGUGCCAGGAUUUCCCCAAGCUAUCAGGAUACAGAGAAAGAUGACUGGUGCUGACGAAAUGGUGACCAGUAUAUGUCUUAAAUGUGUCUUUACAAAAGUGCAGGAUGAGUUUUAUCAUCUUUGCCUCAAGAUAGUCAUACAUUUGAGUCAUGCCUGUGUGAAGAUAGAAUGGAAGCUUGAGGAGAGCUAGAAGACCGGAUAGUUAUUAAUUUUUUCAUGAAUGUGGCAUGACGACACUCUGUCUUGUCGAGAUGGUUCUCUCAACACAGAUUGUGACAAUAUGAGUGCCAUGAUGAAUUUGAUAACCCAAGGUGAGCACUGUCUGCCACUGAAGAGGAGAAAUAGUUCAGUUAUGUCCUCAGUGCUAACAAACUCUGCUCUCCGCUCUCUGGAAUCAUAUUAAUAGGGCUAAACUCGGCAGAGGGGCAGAGGGCAGAGAGAUACAGCCAUGUUUGAUUAGAAAGCACAAUCUAUAAUGAAAGUGCAGGACUUCUGCUCAUCCAUAUGGUAUUGUUAAGAACCUGGGCCUCUCUUUAGUUCGUAAAAAAGGUUAUACAUCCUUGGUUUUGUCCAGACUUCUUUGUCUUAACAAUUCUUUCCCCGCUGCUGCUUUAUGCUGUUUCUUCCUCUUGUAAGUGGCACAGAUAAAAUGCUCCCAGUAGCUAAAAAAAACAACAACAACAACAAAAAAAAAAACACGCCAAAUUGUAAUUAGUUUUAUAAGAGAUUCUAGUAGAGUGAGCAUCUUUUCAUAGCAUUCCUUUUUGUACCUUGUACAUGACGUGUGUAGCUGGGUGUCCUGUAAGGUCUACUUUGUUUUUUUUUUUUUUUUUAAAUACUAUAUUACCCGCAAAGUGGUAAAAUACCAAGUGCCUAACCUUUGAGGUUAAUUACUGUAUGGGUAUAAUGUAUCGUGAGGCAUUAUAACCUGAGAAAGGCAAAUACUGGAUACUGUACACAGUAGGUAAAAUGUCACAGAUCUUUUGUUCCUUAUAUGUAUCAUAGCAUGUUAUGAAGACAGAGAUGAUGGCGUUGCACAAAAGAGAGAAUAUACGUGAGAUUUUAAUAGUUGUUUGUGUGAAAUUAUUUAGACAUGUUAGUAAGAAAUCUGUAAACUGCAGGGGCGAUCAGCAACGUAGCUUCGAGAAGGUACUGUAACUACGAACUAAAGACACUGAAAUGUCACUGCGUUUUCACUACGUCUGAAUUGAAUGCAUGUUAGGAGUUUUUACACAUGGUGUUGGUGGUGUUGUAACAUUGCAGUGUGUGAUGUACAUUUUAUUUUGCCAAAGAGUACAAGAGCUCUUGCCUUUCUAGUAUUAGACUGAAUUAAUUACAUGGAGUCAAGAGAGACUUAAUAUGUUUCGAUAGGAAUAAUAAAUUACAUUCCAUGUAUGUG